Molecule: messenger RNA, 405 nt
Organism: Protopolystoma xenopodis
Lineage: Eukaryota; Metazoa; Platyhelminthes; Monogenea; Polystomatidea; Polystomatidae
Source: the annotation of a GenBank genome assembly
AUGCAAGACGAGUCUCCAGAAGGUGGUCGCUUUAAAAAAGAAGUAUUUCUUGAGGGUCAAAGCCAUUUACUAUUAAUUCGUGAUGAAGGUGGCCCCCCCGACCAACAAUUUAGCCACUGGGUUGAUGGUGUGAUAUUCGUAUUUAGCCUCGAUUCUGAGGACAGCUUCAAUGUUGUGUAUGAAUACUUCAGCCGCCUAAGCACAUAUCGUACCCUAUCAGAUAUUCCCAUAUUCUUAGUGGGAACUCAGGACUCUAAUUGUGAAUCUUGCCCUCGGAUUGUUGAUGACAUUCAGGCUCGAAGACUCGCAAAUGAACUGGGAAGAUGUCCAUAUUAUGAAACUUGUGCUACCUACGGUCUAAACGUCGAGCGCGUUUUUCAAGAUGGUAAUUUUUUAAACAACUAA